Perkinsus marinus ATCC 50983 is the source of this 807-nucleotide messenger RNA. RefSeq lists its product as hypothetical. The coding region runs from base 1 to 807 and encodes 268 amino acids. NCBI's taxonomy places the organism in Eukaryota, Perkinsozoa, Perkinsida, Perkinsidae. The record is from RefSeq and is a predicted model, not a curated record. The transcript has 6 exons.
AUGAUCAAGGAUGAUAGAGGUGCUGCUCAAAGCGAGAUUAGCAUGUCUCUCUCGGAUCGGCGGUCAAUCCUAACGUGGAUGCUCGAGUCUUUGGACGCUCUCAAUCUCGACGAUGCAGUCCUGUUCUCGGCAAUUGCUAUUACAGACCGGUAUGGCUCCCAGCUCUCUCGGAAGCACCGUUACUUCACUUCCACUUCUGCUAUUUUCCUCACCGGAGCGGAUCUCCAACAGGCAAUAGUAGCAUCACUCUGUAUAGCACUCAAAGUAGCAGAUACGUUUGACGGAAAAGAUACUCUCGCGAAAGGAGUCACCGUCGGCGAUUUCCUCGCGCAUCUGUCCGGUUAUGUGCUCCCUCCUAAGCAAAUCUACACUGUGGAGGCGGUCAUCCUUAACGAACUCAAUUUCGAUGUCUAUAGCCAGACGGCGGAGAAUGUUAUCAGAAGCGUCUUUUCCGCCUAUUGCCCGAUGCUCGGGUCCGAAUCCCUUCCUCGGGAAUAUUGGUUAGCACAGUACCUCAUGGAGGUCCAGGCUCUUUCCAAACCUCUAUCGGUGCUGGAUACGCAAGCCAGUUUGGCAGCCGUCUGCAUUGCUUGCGAGGUUUGCGGUGCUCGUAGUCCCGUUCUGCUUCCCUAUGAUUUCAAUCGCAUCCGGAGAGAACUACUCAGGGUAUGGCAGUCUCGGGCCCGCAGUCUUGGAUACGCUCUAUCUGAAGCGCUCGAUAAAAAGUAUGCAUCUCCGAAGCGUCGAUGUGUCAGCUUGAUCUCUUUGCAUUAUUACUUUGAAGAGGCAGACUACUAUUGCUCAUGA